Molecule: messenger RNA, 1195 nt
Organism: Elaeis guineensis (African oil palm)
Lineage: Eukaryota; Viridiplantae; Streptophyta; Magnoliopsida; Arecales; Arecaceae
Product: peroxidase RIP1
Biological process (GO): response to oxidative stress; hydrogen peroxide catabolic process
Molecular function (GO): peroxidase activity; heme binding
Source: RefSeq, a predicted model, not a curated record
CCCUCAAGACAAACAAUAUUAUCAGCCAGUUAUAGCCAUGGCCUCUCUUUAUUCUUUCUUGACGUAUUCAAUGGUCAUUCUUGCUUCCUUAUUCCUGGCGAGAGCUCAACUCGAUCCCCACUUCUAUGACAAGUUGUGCCCUGAAGCACUGCCGACAAUUAGGAUGAUGGUUGAGCAAGCAGUAGCACGGGAACCACGCAUGGGUGCAUCGCUUCUCCGAUUACAUUUCCACGACUGCUUUGUUAAUGGGUGUGAUGGGUCCAUUUUGUUAGAUGACACGCCUACCUUCACUGGGGAGAAGACAGCAGCCCCCAACAAUAACUCUGUUAGGGGUUUUGACGUGGUUGACAGCAUCAAGGCAGCAGUUAACACCGCUUGCAAAGGCAAUGUGGUCUCUUGCGCUGAUAUCUUAGCGGUCGCCGCUCGUGACUCCGUUGUAGCGUUAGGAGGACCUUCAUAUGAGGUGCAAGUAGGUAGAAGGGACUCGAGGACGGCGAGCCGGGAUGCUGCGAACAACAACAUCCCAGCACCCACCUUGAACUUCUCAGCCCUGCUCUCCAACUUCCAGUCUCAUGGGUUGUCCAUGAAGGACCUGGUGGUCCUCUCUGGAGGCCACACAAUUGGCCAGGCGAGGUGCACCAAUUUCAGAAGCAGGCUCUACAAUGAGACGGCCACCAUUGAUGCCACUCUCGCUAGCGCGUUGAAACCAGUGUGUCCGAUCUCAGGAGGCGACAACAACCUCUCGCCGUUGGAUCAGACGCCGACGAGCUUCGAUGGGGUGUACUUCAAGGGGUUGUUGCAGAAGAAAGGGCUGCUGCAUUCUGAUCAGCAGCUGUUCAACGGGGAUGGGAGUGGAAGUGAUGGUCUGGUUUUGUACUACGGUAAGAAUCCAGAUGCGUUCUGGGAGGACUUUGGGGUGUCGAUGUUAAAGAUGGGGAAUAUGAGCCCCCUCACCGGGCCUGUUGGGGAGAUCCGAAUGGACUGCAGGAAGGUGAAUUAGGGGUUGAGAUUUCGAGAGCUUUAGAGUCAAGUCUAGAUGUGUUAGGGUUCGUUGGUCAUUUCCUUUUUGGUUUCUGUCUUCUCCUCUUGUGGUGAGAGAUGUUGUUUGACGUCUAUUUCCUUUCUUUUUGCGAGAAGAGUUUGUCAUAAUUCCAUUAUCUCUGUGCAAUAAGAUCUAGUUCCGCUGUCCUCGUGA